UGAGGAGAAGGGGAAAACAAUCUCAGCUUUGCGAUACAGCAAAGAAUUUGUUGGGGGUGCAGAUGAAAGUACAAUGUUUUAGUAAAUAUAUGUAAUUUAGCUAAUCCAUUUUAAGUGUUGUUUCAGCUGAAUAGGUUGUAAAAGUUGCUAUUGCGACUUGUGGGGCGCUAACUUGUGGGAUUAGUUUGCAUGCAGCCCGACAGCGGAGGUUGACUGCUGUGGGAUGGGCUGUGAGGUGUUCAAGAUGGCGGCGCCCUGUGGAGUGCAGCUACUCUAACAGUGUAUGAAUUGGUCUUGGUGUGAUGUAGAGGUGCCUGGAGACUGUAUUGGUGGGUGGCCUCAGGAGUCCUCCAGGCAGGCAGGGACGGACACCGUGAGAGAGAGAGAGACGCUGCCUCAACCCCCAGCACUGCCACCACCAUGGCCAGGGAGCAGCCCAACGUGGGGGACCUCCUCCCACUCCUGGAGACCUCCGACCUCCACCAGCUAGAAGAAAUCAGAGGCCUCAUCAACGAACAGCUCAGCACUGAGCGAGGGUCCAUGCUGCUGAAUGGGCUGGUGGACUACUUUUUGGAAACAAACUCUGCCCAGGCUAUGCAUAUCCUCUCCUCAGUCAGAGAGCCGCAUGAUAAGCACCUUCUGGACAAGAUGAAUGAGUGCAUGAGCAAACAGGCCUGUCGACUGCCCACCCUCACCCUGCUUGGACAUGUAAUCCGCAAGCAGCCGUCCUGGAUCCACAAGAUUGCCCGAUACCCUCUGCUUAUCUCGCUGCUCAAAUGCCUAAAGACGGAUACUGAUGUGGUGGUGCUGAUUACUGGAGUGCUGGUGCUGAUCACUCUGUUACCCAUGAUCCCUCAAGCUGGGAAACAACACCUGUGGGAGUAUUUUGACAUCUUCGGCCGCCUCGCAUCUUGGAACCUUAAGAAUCCUGGCCAUGUUUCAGAGGUUUACCUAAUCCACUUGCAUGCCAGUGUCUAUUCACUCUUCCACCGUCUCUACGGCAUGUACCCGUGCAACUUUGUGUCCUACCUGCGCUCCCAUUACAGCAUGAAGGAAAACAUGGAAACCUUUGAGGAAGUAGUCAAGCCGAUGCUUGAACACGUUCGUAUUCACCCAGAACUGGUGACAGGAACCAAGGACCAUGAGCUUGACCCCACCAGGUGGAAAAAGUAUGAAAUCCACGAUAUCGUGAUCGAAUGUGCCAAAGUGUCUCUAGACCCCAAGGAGGCCUCCUGUGAGGAGGGCUACGCCACCAUGCCUGAGAACUUUUAUCCCCAAAUCCACCUGCGACCACAAGACUGCACUUCCAGCCCCUACGCAGACCUCCACAGCAGCUACGGAAGCUCUUCUUCGACCCCAUUCUCGACUCCACGGCAGCCGCAACUCCCGCCCCUGUCCUUGCCCCCCUUCUCAGGGACACAGUCCACCUACCGCAGCCCGCAGACCUCCAGACGGCAGAACUCCACCUGUGAACUGAACUCUUCCUGUGGGGGGAAGGACCCUCUGUGGAGCCCCUCCUCGUUGUGUGGCAUGGCCACGCCCCCCUCCUCCAGGGGCAUGUCGCCCAACUUGGAGCUCUCCCACAGUGCCUCACACCUUCCCAGCCGCUUCCACUGCACAUCAGGAGGGAAAGGAACACCUGCCUCUAGCACUCCAGCCACCUCUUCCCCACCUCCUACCCUAUCAGAUGACUUCCCCAUAAUCUCCUUACCAGCUACCACAGUCCAGUCCAGUCCACCAAGAAAGGAUCGCAGACAAGGAGAAAGCAGCAAGGCAGCACUGGUGAGACAGGAACCAGUGAAAGAUACAGAGAAGAGUGCAGAAUUAGCCACAAACAGAGAUGCAGGAACUGCUGAGAACGUCUCCAUGACUUUGACAGAGCUGUCGGUCUUCAUGAAGAAACAGGAGCUGGAGCUUCAGUUGAGAACGGAGAAAGAGAAGGAAGAGGCUGCCAUCACAGAGGAGCUGCUGAAGAUCACUGAGGAUAAGCGGGAGCCGUCUGGCCUGAGGGGCUUUGAUUCCCCUUUCUAUCACACCACCGAGACUCUGACUGGCUGGCAGACACAAGACAAGAGCCUCUCUAAUGCCCAUACCGGAGCCCCCGUCCGAGACACCCACCAUGUUGUGUCAACGCCAGACAAAGCGGAGAACACUGCAAGUACCAGCGGUGUUGGGAGUGAAAGAGGAGGGGGAGGAGGAGCAGGAGGAGACAGCAGGAGUUCAGCCUUCGGACUUGAGCAGUCCUGGUCCUUCCAGUCAGGUUUUACCCCCAUCGAUCACCACCUCCUCCGGAGCCCCUCUGCCCCGGAUGAUGAGUUGGGCAAGUUUGGGAUGUUCUCUCCAAGCCCAUGCAACAAGACCCCGGUGCCCUAUGAGUCCUUUUUCAAGCUGGCCCUGCCCAGAGCGGCGUCACUCUUCGUUGGCCAGAAGACGUCAGAGAUGGUGCACAAGGUGGCGAUGGAUAGACUGUCGCAGUGGGAGGAGGGGUUGGAGGACGGGGAGGAGGAAGGGGUCUCAUCUGCUUCACCACUGGAGGUGCUGGAUCGCCUUGUUCAGCAGGGGAGCGACGCCCAUGAUAAAGUGCUCAAGAGAGCCUGCCCGGGUUGUGUCCAGUCUGUUACUGCAGCUGAAAGGAAACACCCAGUUCUGAACAAAUUACCUUUGCCAAGCAAGUCAGCUGACUGGACGCACUUCGGAGGCUCAGCUCCGCUGGACGAGCUUCACACGCUGCGCAGCCAGCUGCUCCUGCUGCACAACCAGCUGCUGUACGAGCGCUACAAGAGGGAGCAGCACGCCGUCCGCAACCGACGCCUCCUCCGACGCAUCAUCAACGCCACUGCGCUGGAGGAGCAGAACAACGCUAUGAAGGACCAGCUGAACCUGCAGAGCGUGGACAUCCUGUCACUGAGAGAGAGUCUGCAGGUGGAGCAGCAGCGGUACAGGCAGCUGUGGGAUGACCGGGAGACGGUGGUGACCAGGCUGCACAGUCAGAUCCGACAGCUGCAGCAGGCGCGAGACGACUACUACACCAAGAACCAGGAGCUGCAGAGCAAGCUGCAGGAGUGUCAGAAAAGUAUGGAUGAAAUGGAGGCGGAGCUUCAGAGGGCCAACAACAAAGUCUGCCACACAGGUCACCUCCUCAACCAGAUGACUAUCAAGCUGAGCAACAGUGAGAGCACCCAGCAGCAGAUGAGCUUCCUGAACAAGCAGCUGCUGCUCCUCGGGGAGGCACAUAAGCUGUCCAUGCAGGAGUUACACCACACAGGCGCUGAUGAUACAAAGGAGGCCCAGAUGCUGCAGGUGUCUUACAGGAAGGAGGUGGAAACACUGAGGCAGAGCCUGCUGGUUCAGGGUCAGAAGCUGGAGGCAGCGCAGCAGAGAGUCGCCGAGCUGGAGACCCACCUAUCCAAGAAGGAACAUCUUAUCGUCGAGCAGAAAAAGUUCCUCGAGGAUGUAAAAUGUCAAGCGAAGGCGGAGCUGCAGGCCUCAGACAGCAGGUAUCAGGCUCAGAGGAGAAUCACUCAGCUGCUGCAGACUGAACUCCUGCAGCUCUACAGCAGAGUGGAGAUGGAGGCUCCUGCCAGCACCACUGUCGGUUCACCACUAGGGGUCAGAGCAGACCCACACAUUCAUGCUGACUCCAGCAUCAUGGUGCCAGAUGGACCAAGUAAAACCUCCACUAACGAGGAGGCGGACAGUAGACCACAACACGACUCCCCUCGGGGCAACGGCAGCACUUUAUCGCCCGGGCAACCAAAGGCGAGCAACUCUUCCAAGACAGCAACCAACUCUAUUAACGGCAGCCAGGAACUGGCCCCAUCACUUUUGGUGGAGUCCUCCCUGUCCUGUCCCCAUGCUAACCCUCUUGCACCCCAGCCCCCCUCCAAUGCGCCGCUAACUGUGGGCUCGUACCCCAGCGCCAAGAGCUUCCUGGGCAUGAGGGCGCGCGAGCUGUUCCGCAACAAGAGCGAGAGCCAGUGUGAUGAGGAACAACCGCCACCCCGCCUGGCCGGCCUCGCCCACGACCUGAAGACUGAGCUGUGCGUGGAGCCCCCCUGCCCUCUUUAUGUCGCCCCUGCACCUUGCUCCAUCCCAACUCAGCCCCCUGUUCCAACACCUGCCCUCUCCCCCGCCGCUCCUCUCAUUGUGCCCACCAAGGAGCCCCAUUCUGAGCCCAAGCAGCGUGCCUCUAGCCAAGAGAGUCCCUGCAGGAAGGCAGGGGCAGGGCCAAUUGGAGUCCGAGGUCACGUGGGGUCAGGGCGCCCCCGGCAACAGCAGCUAAAGAUCAUGGACUAUAAUGAAACACAUCAUGAGCACAGUUAGAGACACAGAACUGAGCCGAGGCGUAGGGUAAAAAUGGACAGACUGAAGUUUAAUGAUGAAGGAGAGCUACAAAUCAACAAAAGAGUAACAUGUCAGCAACUCUUUGGAAUUCAGUGUUAUUUGUUCCAUUUCUCUGAGUGGACAACAGGAUUUCCCCCAGUGUUUUUCUACUUUUUCUUUCUUUUUUUAUACUGAUUCAUUCCCCUGAAGAAUUUUGACAAGGUUACAGGGAUGCAAAGUUAAUUGUUACUGUUACCAGUGGAGAUACUAGACUUUUGAAUACAUUCAUGAGAAAGACUUGACACUGUGAGUUUGACGUUUCAGCGGUCAGUUCACCCAAACUACAAAAAUGUAUAUUUUCCCACUUGGCUCCAGAUUUAUUGACCAUGCAGACCGUUUUUUUUAAUUAGUGGACUCACCCAUUCUAAGAUUCUGCAACCUUUUUGUUGAAGUUGCAGCUACAAUGAACCAACCCACCCCCCUUGUACUACUGUUGGUUCCAAAACCCCUUCCCAAUGGUAGCCAGUGCAUGCUCAUUUAUCUACGAUGGUGCAGGUGCUUUGCACUGUUGCCUCAUAGCAAGAAGGUUUUUUGUUCCAAUCCCAGCUGGGGCCUUUCUGUGUGGAGUUUGCGUGUUCCCUCUGGGUCCUCCAGCUUGCUCCCACAUUCCAAAGACAUGCAGGUUAGGUGGGUGAGGUUAACCGGGGACUUUAAAUUGAUCCAAUUAAAUGGAAUGUGAGCAUGAAUGAUUGUUUAUCUCUAUACUGUAUGUCACCUGUGAUGAACCGGCGACUUCCAAGGUGUCCCCUGCCUCUCGCCCAGUAUCAGCUGGGAUAGGCUGCAGCCUCCUGCUCAGAAAGAUGAUAGACAGAUGAAAAAACAAAACUGUUUCUGAUUCUUCUUGUUUAAUUUUUUUCCUCUUCAAAAACAUCAAAACAACCAGUAAGAGCUCCGACACCAGACCGAUAAGUAGUAUCAAUAAGAGUAGUAGUACAAUUAUAAUCUUAGCGAUUCCCAUCCCUAGCAGUGAGCACCACAUGCAGAGUUCGUCUCUCCCUUGUUGUGUUGGUGUGGACACAGGAAUCUCAGGGACACCUGUCUCAGAACUUGGAGAAAUAAAACCUAAGCUAUUUUCUCUUGUUGAUAGCACUUGAGCUAAGUGAGUGUAAUUUGGGUGUGCUGACCCUUUAAACACUACCACUCUGAUCUGAUGUUAGGCAUGCUUUGGUGUUGACUGUGGACUGAAAUGUGUGUUUGAUAUGAGAGUGCAUGUUGAGCAAGUGGAGGUGAUCUGUACGUUGAGAUGUUCGGGUUGUUCUCGGGAAACUGGAGUGUGACCUUAUAAUUGCUGGACGGAAUUGGAAAACAUUUCCGUACAAAACUCCUUAGAGUUUUUGUCCAAAAGAAAACAGGAGCAGGAUGUGUCUUGCUGGCGAAUGUGCAAGUGUGUUGGUGAUGCAAAUUCUGUUAUUGCACUGAGAGAAAUGUAUGAAAUUUAAAAACUGAUGAAAGUUUUGUGCAUUUUUAUAAAUUCCACAUUCCGUCAUACAUUUUAGUUUUUUUUAUUUAUGCUGCCCUGACAGGUGAUCAAGAGUACAUAUCCUACAUUAUAAUCAGACCUGGCAAGUGACACAAGCUAUAAAAAUCAUCAUUUUGAAGUGCCGUGCAAACAUUUGUGUUCUGGCUGAAUCCAAACAUCUCUAAACAGAAGUGUUGCUUCACAUGUUGUGUGCACAUUCGGCUGGAAGAGCGUGGGAAAUAAAACCUGAUAACAUCUUUUCCAAUCAGGUUUCCUUCUGCAGGUCUGAUAAACACGUAGUUACCUUGUGUCUUCUAAGUAUUGGAAGUAAACUCUGGUUUUGAAAGUCAUCUCAAUCCUGUUGUCCACUGGGAUCUCCUGCUGUCACUUCCUUUUGCCUCGCUAUCUAAAGCAUGUUCAACAAUCCACUUUAAAUGCCAACCGUAGUAACUACAGCAAACCAAGAAAGAAGGUACAAUCAGCACAAACUGAAGAAAGAAGGACUCUGACCGGAGCUGGAGAAUCUGGGACGAAAUGGCAAAAAAGGAACUUCUUAAAGCAGUGGCUUGUGUUUAACUGUGAACAAUAAAGAUCGUCUUCAAUGUUUUGCACUACAA
Scatophagus argus is the source of this 6459-nucleotide messenger RNA. It is a transcript of the gene tsc1b, whose product is annotated as TSC complex subunit 1b. The transcript has 23 exons. Bases 421 to 4323 code for a protein of 1300 amino acids. NCBI's taxonomy places the organism in Eukaryota, Metazoa, Chordata, Actinopteri, Scatophagidae. The record is from RefSeq and is a predicted model, not a curated record. Gene Ontology annotation, biological process: negative regulation of TOR signaling; negative regulation of cell population proliferation; regulation of cell cycle. Gene Ontology annotation, cellular component: TSC1-TSC2 complex.